This is a messenger RNA of Erpetoichthys calabaricus (reedfish), 6268 nucleotides long. It is a transcript of the gene iqsec1b, whose product is annotated as IQ motif and Sec7 domain ArfGEF 1b. The record is from RefSeq and is a predicted model, not a curated record. NCBI's taxonomy places the organism in Eukaryota, Metazoa, Chordata, Cladistia, Polypteriformes, Polypteridae. Gene Ontology annotation, molecular function: protein binding; guanyl-nucleotide exchange factor activity. Gene Ontology annotation, biological process: regulation of ARF protein signal transduction; actin cytoskeleton organization. Bases 436 to 4047 code for a protein of 1203 amino acids. The transcript has 16 exons.
GCAAGCGAGCAGUGGCUGACGGAUACCGCUGGCUGCCGGACGUCAGGGUGUUAUAUAGCGUCUUUCAUCGGCUUACCGAUCACGCUGUCACCCGUCUUUUAGUUGUCUGUCUGUCUGUCAUCUGUGGACACUGCGCCUCUGACUGGCUUGCACGGCAUGAAGGACUCAGGCGGUGAAUCGGGCGCAGCGGCGGGCGGCGGCUGCAGAAGGGGUUAAGGCGGGGCGCGCGACGGCUGAACUGAGGGCGCGCGGCGGACACGCGUCUCUCUCGCUCUCUCCCUCCAACUUCUUCACUCAUUCAGCCCGUCCGAAAGGUAAACAAUGGCGGAGCGGUAAGCGCCGGGCUACAGUCGCGGGGAGCCGCUCUCCUCCCCUUAAGCCACGUCCCGGCCCGAGCUUUCUGUCUUUCUCCUUGUGUGUCCAGGAGUAGCGGCGAUGGAGAGCACCACGGAGAACCCGAGCAAAGCUGCCGAGUUCCUGAACGAGCUCAACAAGAUCAUUGAGACGCAGCAGGAGCUAUUGGAGCGCCAGCGGGGACGCAUCGACCAGCUGGAGCUGCAAGUGGCCGAGUUGUGCGCAGAGAACGUCCGUCUCGAGGAGCAGCACCAGCGGCACCUGGCCACCUGCCGGUUGCAACCGCUGUUGGGAUCCAUCCGGGAGAACGCGGCGCAGGAGAGGUGUGAAGCUGAAGGUUUAAGGAUUGUCAGAAAACAUGCUUCUCUCCCCUGUGAAUUCAUCGAAGGCCAAAGUCCAGACAGUGUGUGCCAUCAAGGGUAUCCUUGCAUCAAGUGGAAGUCAUCAUCAUUGGGUGUGGAGGGUGAUGGUCCAGGUAGCGAGGCAGGCACUACCUUGGAAAGCCCUUCGAAUUAUGGCCGAGGUCCCAUAAUUCAGAGUUCAGCUCUGAGUCCAGAGCACUUUGAUCGGCCCUUGUAUGGCCAUUCGGUUUCUCCAGGGCAGCAACGUCAGCGGCGGCCCAAACUACAGCACUCAACAUCAAUCCUACGCAAGCAGGCAGAGGAAGAGGCAAUCAAGCGUUCAAGAUCGCUGUCUGAAAGCUAUGAGUUGUCAACAGACCUACAGGACAAGCAGGUGGAGAUGCUGGAGCGCAAGUAUGGAGGCCGCUUCAUAACCCGGCAUGCAGCCCGCACCAUCCAGACAGCUUUUCGCCAGUAUCAGAUGAAUAAGAAUUUUGAGCGAUUGCGAAGCUCCAUGUCAGAGAACCGUAUGUCAAGACGUAUUGUCCUAUCCAAUAUGAGAAUGCAGUUUUCCUUUGAAGGAGCAGAGAAAGUGCACAGCUCUUAUUUUGAGGGCAAGCAGGUAUCACUCACUGAUGAUGGUACCAACCUUGGUGCUCUCGUUCAGGCAGAAUGCAGUGACCUGUCUGCAGCAACCAAAUCCACAGCAACACAGAAUGACUUUACUGAUGCCAUCACAGAGUUAGAGGAUGCUUUUUCUCGACAAGUGAAAUCUCUGGCUGAGUCUAUUGAUGAUGCACUUAAUUGCCGUAGCCUGCAUUCUGAUGAGGGCCAACCUGAUGAGGGCCAUGUUCACUCAGAUGUUGACACUACUACUUAUCAAGGACAGUCUGCACAUGGAAAGCUGGAUGAGAUGACUGCCUCCUAUAGUGAUGUGACCUUGUAUAUUGAUGAAGAGGAGCUUUCUCCUCCUCUUCCCUUAUCUCAGUCAGUAGAGCGACCUUCCAGCACAGAGUCAGACUUGCGGAUGCGAUCUGUGAACUCUUCCCAGGAGUACUGGUCCAUGGCACACAAGGAUGACAAAGGAGAUACUGAUACUAGCUGCCGUAGCACACCAUCACUGGAGUGCCAGGAGCAGCGGCUCCGAAUGGACCACUUGCCUUUGUUGACUAUUGAGCCACCCAGUGACAGCUCAGUGGACCUCAGUGACCGCUCCGAGCGGGGGUCCCUUCAGAGGCAAAACGCCUAUGAAAGGGGUGUAGCCAGUCAGCAAGGGAGUCCAAAGCACAUUAAUCAUGGCAUUCUCUCGAGGGGACCAUCAAGAGAGGAGCAGCACCGGGCCAGACAACUGGAGAGUCAUCUUGCCAUCAAUGGCACUGCCAACCGGCAGAGCAAGUCAGAAUCAGACUUCUCAGAUGGGGACAAUGACAGCCUUAACAGCACAUCAAACUCCAAUGACACCAUUAACUGUAGCUCAGAGUCAUCAUCCAGAGAUAGCCUACGUGAGCAGACACUCAGCAAGCAGACAUACCACAAAGAGACGCGCAACAGCUGGGACUCACCCGCCUUUAGUCAUGACAUCAUCCGCAAGAGGCACUACAGGAUUGGAUUAAAUCUUUUUAACAAGAAACCAGAAAAAGGGGUGCAGUACCUAAUUGAGAGGGGCUUUGUUCCAGACACGCCUGUGGGUGUGGCACACUUCCUGCUGCAGAGAAAAGGCUUAAGCAGACAGAUGAUUGGAGAGUUUCUGGGCAACCGACAGAAGCAGUUCAACAGAGAUGUUCUGGAUUGUGUGGUAGAUGAAAUGGAUUUCUCAGGAAUGGAACUAGAUGAGGCACUACGGAAGUUCCAGGCUCAUAUCCGUGUCCAAGGUGAGGCCCAGAAGGUUGAGAGACUAAUCGAAGCAUUCAGCCAGCGAUACUGCAUCUGCAACCCUGGGGUGGUACGGCAGUUCAGGAACCCAGACACUAUCUUUAUUCUGGCCUUUGCCAUCAUUCUCCUAAAUACAGACAUGUAUAGCCCUAAUGUAAAGCCAGAGCGCAAAAUGAAGAUUGAAGACUUUGUCAAGAAUUUGCGAGGAGUGGAUGAUGGAGAGGACAUCCCCAGAGAAAUGUUGAUUGGCAUUUAUGAGAGGAUCCGCAAGCGGGAGCUAAAAACAAAUGAAGAUCAUGUAUCUCAAGUCCAGAAGGUCGAGAAGCUAAUUGUAGGCAAGAAACCGAUCGGAUCUCUGCACCAUGGACUUGGCUGUGUUCUGUCUCUGCCUCAUCGACGGCUAGUUUGUUACUGUAGGCUGUUUGAGGUGCCAGACCCUAACAAGCCUCAGAAAUUGGGCCUUCAUCAACGAGAGAUCUUUCUCUUCAAUGAUCUCCUUGUGGUGACAAAGAUCUUCCAGAAGAAGAAAAACUCUGUGACAUACAGCUUCCGCCAGUCCUUCUCUUUAUAUGGAAUGCAGGUUCUUCUCUUUGAAAAUCAAUAUUACCCCAAUGGUAUAAGGCUCACUUCGGCUGUUCCAGGAGCAGAUAUUAAAGUUCUCAUCAAUUUCAAUGCACCCAAUCCUCAGGACCGCAAAAAGUUCACAGACGACCUGCGAGAGUCCAUUGCAGAAGUACAAGAAAUGGAAAAAUACAGGAUAGAGUCUGAACUUGAGAAACAGAAAGGUGUGGUGAGGCCCAGUAUGUCACAGAGUUCGGGUCUGAAGAAGGAUGCAGGCAAUGGAAACUUGAACCGUGCUAGCCUGGAUGACAGCUAUGCCACUGGGGAGGGGCUGAAAAGAAGUGCGCUGAGCAGCUCGUUGCGGGACCUGUCAGAUGCAGGCAAGAGGGGCCGCCGAAGCAGUGCAGGAUCACUAGACAGCAAUAUGGAAGGCUCCAUCAUUAGCAGUCCUCACAUGCGCCGGAGAGCAACGUCCACUCGGGAGUGUCCUCGGCCUCAGCAAGGACUCCCCAAUUCUUCCUCACUCCUGGGAACACUGUUUGGAAGUAAGAGAGGAAAGUCGUCCUCCCAGGGCCACCCUGCCCCAGGCCCUUCUCUUCCUGGUCCAUCAUCCCAGCAUCCGUCGUUGCUUCCUCACCAACAUCAUAGUGGGCCAUCAGAAGCCAUGACUCACCAUCCGCAGUACUGCCAUGUGCAGCAGAAACCACCUCCCUACCAUCAUCAUCAUCACUAUCACCCACCCCAGCAUGUUCAGCACCUCCCACACCAAUACCAUCAGCCCCCCUCAUAUGGGCCACACGGUCACAGCCAUGCCUCCCAUUCUCAGCACCAAGUCCAUCAUCAUGGACAGCCGCAGCCCUCCGCCCCGCCUCCUACCAGCAGUAAGCCAAAACACAGUGGCAUCAGCACCAUAGUCUAGAAGAAGAGAGGGCAGGAGGAGCCAUCCUUGACUCAAGAGGGCAGCAGUUGUGAGCGUCCAUCUGCUGACCUCUGUCCAGAUAACAGAAACUGGGAACAAAGUUCAUGUGUGUGUGGAGGCACAAGUUUAGAAGAUGGACAGAGAGGAACACUACAGCUCUCCUACCUAGCCAGACAUGAGGGACCUGUGCUUGUCUGGCACUAAGCAGCUCACUUUGCCCAAGGCUCAGUCCACUUUGCUGUUUGGGAAAAUUUUAAAAACAAAGACUAAAAAACAAGAGCAAGGACUGGGGAGGAGAGGAGAGAAGCCCCUCCAUUUGCAUUUAAUUCCCACCCUGCCCAAGGUGCACUGUGAGGCCUUGCAGUGAAUGUGCCAAUUUAGAAGCCUCCACCGCUGCAGGUUAAGACGAUAGUUGGCGCAGCCUACACAAUAGUUUGCGUCAACUUUUGAAACAAAAGCAGUAUUUUAAGUACUUCAUUCGACACGAAAACCCCUUAUGUGUUCAACAGCAAGAGAUGUUACACAGCACAGUGGGUCUGGACGGCAUGGUGCCUGGGCGCCAUUGCUUUAUUUUUUUCAAAGGCUGUUAGGAGCAGUGUACUGUCCUUUCACUUACUUGCCACACUGUCCUCUGCCCCUUUACGUUUUACUCAGCAGGCUGAGUUUGCCUCACCUUAUUAGCCAGCUGCACUGUUGGCUCUUUGGUACUUAAUUGUCAUGUAAAGCACCCUGCACACCCCCCGCCAUCAUCUGUACGUAUUGCCCAGCCUUUGUAUUGUGCGCCCUGCCAACUUUACCCUGGUCACAGGCUGGCAGCUUCCAGUUUUUCCAAGGCGGAAGUGAACAGGCACACCGCUGCUCACUCGCCAAAAGGAUCAAAGCAUUUGGUGGUCCUUGCGUCUCCCCCUGCCCGCGAACACCUGAGUAGCGGCAUGCUCUUUUCUCACUCCAAUUUCUUUACUAUUUUAUAACAUUCUUUAAAAGAAAGAAGUGUUACUUAACUCUUGCUCAGGCCAAUAUUCCGAGUCCUUAUGGCAGUCGUUUACGUUCGCAGUUUGUUUUGCACAGAAAUAAAAAAGGAAAACUUUAAAAACGGGUCACUUGCACACUCUCGGUGGAGGUCAGAUGGGUUUGAUUCCGCUUCCCGUGACUAUUCAGACCCCGUGUUGCACACGCGUCGUGUCCCAGCCACAGACGGACCAGCGCCCCAGUGCCCCAACCCCGUAGCUGCUCUUAUUAUUAGAAAAACCGAAAAACUGUGUCGUUCGUAUUGUGCACUGAACUGGUGUCUGUCACGCGUCCUGUCAUGCAUUCUCCUGAAAUCUCAACUCAAUAUGACUGUUAGCACCCAGUCACGCGUGCGGCAGCCCACCCUUUCAGUUUUUGCUUUUCUUCGCAACACGCACCGAACUGCUGGAUGCAAGCCGCGGUCACCUCACGAACGCACCGGCGUGCGACACGAUCUCUUCCUUAGACCGCAGUGUUAGUUUCCCCGCGUCAUGUAGCAGACUGCAGCGGUCACCUCGCAUGCUUUCGUCCUUUUUGAGUUCCCUUGGGUGACUCGCGAGUCCAAGACGUUGGUAAGCGAGCAAUAAGCCGCACACAGCGCGGGUACCGGAGAGCGAGCGGCACGGCGGGACAUGUGGCUGCCCGAGUGGGACAACGAUGAAUCAACGAAUGUGUCUUUUUUCUAUAUGUAUGUAUGUAUAUAUAUAUAUAUAAAUAUAUGUCUUUUCUAAAUGUUCAACGGGACGACUUGUCUGAUGGCGUAUAAAAGACGCUCGAAGUGUUGCGCCUCUCCUGAAGUACCAGUGUACGGUCUCGUACUGCUUGCCGAUGUCCUUCCCAUAUUGCAUUGCAUGCGACAGGAGGCCCGGUACCGCAUCGGCGGCUUCCUUCUCGUUUGGUUUUCUCAUCCUCCGUGUUGGUUUGCUGUCUCAUAACUCAGCAGUGUGCUGCUUCGCUCCAGCAUGUGAGCUCUUGUGCCUGCAGGCUGAAAAAUGAUUCUGUAAAUAGAGCGUCGCGCGGCACACGAGCCUGAGCGCCCGUCGUGUCCUCCACACAGCUGGCAGGGCCGAGUUGCGAGUGCGAAGGACGGGGACACGACGCGAGGAAGACGAGUGCUUUCAUUUUCGUUUGCAUUCUGUUUGUAAGUAGUUCUAUCGAUGUCCAAAUAUAACUGUGAUCAUGUGAAGAAAGCAAAUAAACUAUCUUAACAUUU